Messenger RNA from Malaclemys terrapin pileata, 7593 nucleotides. RefSeq names its product RH-like protein. The coding region runs from base 142 to 1515 and encodes 457 amino acids. Gene Ontology annotation, biological process: ammonium transmembrane transport; ammonium homeostasis. The record is from RefSeq and is a predicted model, not a curated record. Gene Ontology annotation, cellular component: plasma membrane. NCBI's taxonomy places the organism in Eukaryota, Metazoa, Chordata, Testudines, Emydidae. The transcript has 11 exons. Gene Ontology annotation, molecular function: ammonium channel activity.
AACGCCUCUUGGGCUUUCUUAUCGCAUUGAAGUUUUUAUUCCCUCCUCACCCUCCACCUUCUUUUGGUUUGAGGUUGGUGGAACGUUCUUAUAGAAGAAAAAUAUUCAUGUGUGUGUGUUUAACACUAGAACUAACGUACAAUGGGUUCUGACUAUCCUCCCAGUCUCCGAUGUGGUCUGCCGGGGCUCAUACUCUCUUUGGAAACUGCCUUUAUCCUCAUAUUUUGGUUUUGCUUUUCAAACGAAAGUGGAAGUACGCCAAAAGACCUUGACAUCUAUCCUGCAUUUCAAGAUGUCAACGUCCUGGUGAUUUUUGGAUUUGGCUUCCUCCUGGCCUUCACGAAAAGAUACGGAUUUAGCAGCACUGGAUUCAACCUGCUAAUUGCCGCACUUGGAGUUCAGUGGGCCAUGCUCGUGGAAGGAUUUUUGUUCAGUUCCGCAGCAGGAAAAGUGAAAAUCAGCCUGCACAGGCUGGCCACCCCGGUAUAUGGCAAAGGCAUUUACAGUUCCAACAUCUCAUCUACUGUUAAGUGUAAGAAGACUCCACUGGCAAUCACAACACAUGGCCAGGAUGCAAGCAAAAUGUCAGCUACUAACUGCGUAUUAAAGGCCAGUAUAAGUGUAACUGCUGUUUUAAUCUCAGCUGGAGCUCUUCUGGGCAAAGCUAACCCUAUUCAGUUGAUUUGGAUGGCGAUGGUGGAGGUGGCAGCUUUCAGUACGAGCAGAUGGAUCAAUGUAAAAUUCCUGAAGGUUGAGGAACACACAAGCUUGAUGCACGUUCACAUAUUUGGAACCUACUUUGGCUUGGCAGUCUCCUGGUGGCUGUACCAUUCUUCACUGAGUGAAAGGAUUGAAAAGGAAAAGUCUAAUCAGAUAUCUGAUUUGUUUUCAAUGCUGGGCACUCUCUUUCUGUGGAUGUUCUGGCCAAGUUUCAACUCUGUGCUAAUCGUGGAUCUGAUGGAAAAGCGGAACGCGAUCUGCAACACGUACUAUGCCAUCGCUGUGAGUGCUGUGGCUGCUUUUGCACUGUCAUCCUUGAGCAGCAGGAAUGGAAAAAUCAGGAUGAUCCACAUCCAUCAUGCAGCACUAGCAGGAGGGGUUGCUCUUGGUUUCUCAGCUCCCAUUAUUCCACAUCCUUGGAUUGCCAUGAUUUUGGGUCUGCUUGCCAGCAUGGUCGCAGUACUGGGAUCUCACUGUUUCGAGACAUAUUUGAACUCGGUGCUCAAGAUUCAUGACACCUGUGGCGUCCAUUACACUUUUGGGUUGCCUGGAUUGCUUGGAGCGAUAGUCCAUGUCAUUCUCUUCAUAAUAAUCAAGUGGGCCAGUUUAUCAAGCCUGGGUUAUCUAGCCUUGAUUGAAGUUGGCUCUUUCAUGUUGACGACUGCUAUAGGUUUGGGAACAGGUUUUGUUACAGGUUUCGUUUUAACUUUCAAACUAUGGAAGACGCUGCCUGCAUCAAAGUACUUUGAUGACCAAGCUUUUUGGGAGUUUCCCCAUUUGGCUUACGGAUUUUGAACAGAGGGACCAGACCAAAAUUACAGAAGAUUAGACCAAGAUAAAGAAAACAUUUCUUAUUCUCUGCUAUAGAAAAUUAAUUGGCAUGAGGGGGAAGAAAAGGUUAAAUAUCACUCCUGAAUUUCAAAAUGAAGAAACAUUAUUGCAUUAGGCUGCUUUCAAGUCUUAUUAAACAAUACAGUAUGUAAAGUCACAGGUAAAAUAGUUCAUUCAGCUUUUCUGCAAAGUCUUGCCUUCAACAUUUUCUUUGGUAAAUUACUUACAAUGGAUCCAUCCAGCUUUGACAGUUUAUCCUUUUAAGAUGCUUCCCAAUUUUAAUGAAGGGAGAUAUUUGUAACUCCUAUUUUGAAAGUCAAAAAAUAAUCACGAACAUUUAAGGGCUUGAUUCUGCAGGCGCUGAGCAUGCUGGUUCUGAUCCAGCAAAACACUUCAGCAUGCGCGUAUUUUUAAGCACAAGGAAUCCCACUGAGGUUCAUGUUCAGGAGAUGCUUGAGUGCUUUGCUGGAUUGGGGCCAGUGUACUCAGCACCUUGCAGGCUCAAAACCUCAAUUAGUUGAUUAGUUAAAGAAAAUCCGUAGCUGCUUUGGUUUAGGCCAGCUGCUCUGACAAUUCAAAUGGUAAGAAACUGAAGUGUGAAGUGGAAUUGAAAAUAAAAGGCUUGACCCUGCAACUCCAACUCAUGUGAGCAGUGCCCCUGAAGCCAAUGGCAUUACUUGUGCAGGGUUGCAGCAGCUGACCCAGAGUAUUCAAUCCUGAGAAGUGGGGAGUGCCUGGGAGUUUUAAGUACUCAGCUCUUCAAAGGGUCGGGUCCACCGUGGAUAUUUGAGCAGCACUCUUUACUGUACUGAAGUGACUAAGUGCCUCUUGUUCACGUUAGUAAUCCCGUUGAGCUGAAUGGGGCUAAUUAUGUGAGUAAGGGGCUUGAAACAUAGUGCCCAUAAUGUGUAACACAGACAGGAUUGGUCACAGGCUUAAUUAAUUAUAAACCAGUUUCUAAAUGGCUUUAUCCUGGUUGAAUGUUAUUUAAAUCUUACUAUUUGAAUAAUGUUUUACCUUUAAACACUUGUUUAAGGAAACAAUGUAAAAAACCUGGCGCUGUGGGAGUGAAUAUUAAUGAACAAACUUUAUUUUGUAUUUUAAAGGGCCACAGUCAAUAUGAAAAAAAUCAGUUGGUCUGAAAAUGUUGUAUAUACGAUCAUUAAAAGUAAUGCUUAAUAGUAUUGCCAUCUGAUGGCAUUUAAAGCCCUAGUUCUGCAUAGACUUCAGUAGGUCACCACAAGGGCCUGCCUGCAUGGAACUCAGGAUCAGGGUCUUAGUAGAUAGUUAGCCCUAAUGCUGUAAUGGACUCUGUGGAAUCAGAUUCCUGUACCCACAUGGAGCUCCUUGUAGGAUUGAGGCCUUAGUCACUGAUCUCUAGAUCCUCAGAAGGUGUUUAGGCAUGUGCCCACCCUGGAUUUCAAGGAGUGAGGCAACUAGAUACCUUUUAAGCAUCUGGGUAGAGUUUCUCCUUCAUUUCAGAAUGUUUGUCUCACUCACAGCUUUUCAAUUGCCUACGUUAAUAAAGAAAUUGCAAGUAUCGGUUGUCUUUAAUCAGAGUACACUUGCUUGAAAAUAAAGCAAACUGGCAAUAAUCUGCCAUAACAGAUGAUCUUCUUUGAUACAAGAAGAAACUUAUCCUGUCCUUGAUCCAUUAGUUCUAAAGGGAAAUGGAGUGUUAUUUUUCUCAUUACUCCAUUGGCAGUAUCAAAAGAGUUUCUGGGAGAGGAAGUGCUAUUGUUCUAUAUUUCUGAGUCACGAGAUGAUCGCUGACCUGCUUAUUUCUAGAGCCCGGCACACCUACAGAAAUUUGGCUCUGGAUCUGAGCUGCAAUCUGCAAAGAUGGUAAACAAUACAGCCACAUCUGUGUCUCUGCAUGUAGUUAGCUGUGGAUAUUUGCAGGGUUCUAAUUCCAUCAAAUGUUCACAGACCUCCCCUUAAAACAGAGAGGAGCUGAAUCUAUGCAAUUACUUGAGUCCAUGAAGCUUAGUAUGGGACCAGAACAUAGGGCAUGUAUAGAAUAUAACCAAUAUAGUUGCCUCAUCUCAGUGUUACUUAGCAGCAGUUAUACUUAUUUCCCUCCUAAUAAGUGUCCAAGAUUCCAGUUUAAGCGCACUCUGUUUUUAAUUUUCCAGCAGUGGGUUGAACCUGGUGCAGUCAGUAUUAAUUUUUUUUUAAGUGACACUUUUUAAAAUGUUACUUCACAUCUUACACUAACCCAAAUUUUCAGAUGUUUUCCCCCAUUGCUCAACCAAUAGUCCUAACCUUAAAUACUGAAGGGAAAAGGGCUGCUCGUAUAUCUGCAUGCGUCAUGACUUGAGCCGUGAAUAGUUAUGAAAUAAAAGUUCUACAUGUGGUCGACCGUUCCAGGAGAAUGGAAAGCAUAGCCAGAGAGCCAGGGGCUGAAUCUGAAGGGGAUGCUUGAAAGAAAGAGGAGCCAUUUAAGUGGCUUCUGCUAUGCAGUAAGUGCUGGGAGGAAUCACUUAACCUAGUUCUGUGCCUGAGACUAGUGUACAGCACAAGGUAACAUAGGGGCCAUAGCAGUAAGUGGGGGGGCAAAUGGGCAGAAUUUGCAGUCUAGCCCUCAAAGGAUUUUGACUCCCCCAGCUAAAGGCACAUUCAAACCAAAAUUACUUAGACUGUCCUGAUUUAUGCAGAGGGCUUGUCUGGUUCCCCUACAUAUAUGGUUCUGGUGGAGAGGAGCGAGAAUAGAGCUCACUAAAGGGAAGAGUAGAUUUUAGAACUGUGGAAAAUACAAAGGGGCCAAAUUCAUCCUUACUACAGCUACAUGAACUUUAAAACUUGGCCUGUUGUCUUUAAGUAUUCAAUAAAACUAAACCUUUUAAAGAGCCAUUAGAGUAUAAGAUCAAGCAGUUAUCUUUUUACAAGAUAAAUACAUUAGUUCACCAUUUCAAUGAUAAUCUUAAUUCUUGAUUAAAUUUGGAUUAUAACCUAAAUCCAUUUAUAAAAAUGUUUCUCAUCUCUGAAGGAAUUAAGGUUAACAGACUUAGUCCUAUACAGACAGGGCAUUUAAUUCUCUCAGUGCUUCUAAUAGAUAUUAGGAGCCAUAGGAGGUAUUGAGGAACCACUGAGAAGUUAGCUUAGUGACAAAUUAACAGUCUUUGUACAGUAGAGUUAGGGGAGAGAACUAUAUACACUCUUACUCAAUGGAGUAACUUAACCGAGUACAACUUUGUUAGUGGAUGGAGAACUGCUAAGGCUUCCUUUUACACCAUAAAGAAAAAUGUGGCAGUUUCUUUCCUUGAAAGCCUCUGUUAGUGUAGCCCAGGGGUAGGUAACCUAUGGUGAGCUGAUUUUCAGUGGCACUCACACUGUCUGGAUCCUGGCCACCGGUCCGGGGGGCUCUGCAUUUUAAUUUAAUUUUAAAUGAAACUUCUUAAACAUUUUAAAAAACGUAUUUACUUUACAUAGUAUAGUUUAGUUAUAUAUUAUAGACUUAUAGAAAGAGACCUUCUUAAAAUGUAUUACUGACACGCAAAACCUUAAAUUAGAGUGAAUAAAUGAAGACUCGGCACACCACUUCUGAAAGGUUGCCGACCGCUGGUGUAGCCUAUUUCUUCCAGCCUCCCGCCUCUUCAACCUCACAGCUGCACUAGAUCAGCAUUUCUCAGUUAUUCCUUGGGGCAUUGCUUCUGUUUGGUUUAUUGAUAGUGGAUUAAGAAUACAUGAAUACUCAUGGCUCAAAGCAUUUGACAGCCUCCAUCCUGAUUCACUCAGGAACAUUAUGAAGUGUAAUGAUAUGCCAACAAAAAUAGCAUCAUCAGGGCUUUAUGUCAAGGUAUGACCUGUCCAGCUAAAGUAAAUGCAGACUUGAGUGAAUGGUUUAACAAACACUCAUGUUAAACAAGAAUGCAUUCUCUCACCUGUUUGGCAUUGUAAUUAUGAGGAAAAAGUAUUAAACUAAGUGAUGCCUGACUGACUAUAGCAGUAUACUAGAAGAAUUAGAUUUUGUUGAUAAUAUUGCAUCAGUUGAGCUAUCAUUUCAAAAAGCUAAGACCAAAAGAUUGUUCAGCAUUAUAAGGAAGUGAAGGUAAAAAAAUCAGGUCAUGAAAAAAUAAAUUAGAACCCCAGAAAAACUCUGGUAUUACAUUAGAAGGCAAAGGAAUACAAGAGGUGAGUCAGUUCACAUACCUUGACAGGAACUAAGACUCAAACUGGCAAGGCAGCAGGUACAUUUACCAACUUUAAUCAUAGAUUUUUGAUGACCAAAUCUUGUUUAAGACCAAACUAUGUGAAUAUUCAACUGAAAUGUUAUUUUCACCUUAACAUAUAUAUGUGAAAGCUAGAAAACCACUAGAACUAUAGGCAGAUAUCUAAAUGUUUGACUCAUGAAAAUAGUAGGUAUUAAAUGGAACGAAUUUAUAACAAAUGCUGAGAUUCAUCAGAAAGUUCAACAACCUGUUAGCCCAGAAUUCUAUAGAAAGGAAGAUGGAAGCAUCUGGUAUAGGUGGUAAAAAUCAAGCCAGAGCAUUUGCCACAGCAGGCCUGCCCCUGGGCAGCUGGAGGAACAUGUCAUAGGGACCAACCACUAGAAUCCCUUGAUCAAACAAUACUUAAAAGGGAGAAUUUAUGGUACUUAACACAGAAAACACACAAAGGUAGCUUAGGAUAGACAGGGAUGGUGGAGCCUUGUUUGUGCCCUAAACAACAUCUGAGGGCACCAGAAAGGAUUCAGAAACACCUGCACAGCCUAAGGGAACCAUAAAGCAAGAAUUGGGUCAGAUAAUGGGUUCCCUACUGCUUGACAAACCUCCCCCUGAAGGACGUGCUUGGGCUGUUUGAAAAGCUAUUGUGUUUGAGAGUACUAGCAGGCAUUUUACUGUACUUCCUUGCAUGGUAAAUUGUAUCUUAUAUUGUGUUUCAUGGACUAGUUAUGCAUCACUUAACAGCGCUAGGCAAAAUUUCAAAUAUUUGCCAAAAAAAAUGCAGUGUGUAGCCCUGAAACUAUUUGUGAAUUUGACACAAAUUUGCCAAAUAAAUAGUUUUGGCCAAAAGGAAAGUUGAGGAAGUGGUUGCAGCUGCCUCCCUUGUAACUUUUAGCUCAAGUUUUAGGCUACUCACCUGGAAUGUCGGCGAUGUAGGUUCAUUUCCCCCUUAAGUGGAGCAGGAAUUUGAACUUCUCUCCCACCUAUCAGGAGAGUGUCCUGGCCAAGCCCCUGGAUACGGAUAUCCUGGGGCAAGUCUCGCCUGUUGGAGCUGUUGUACUUUUUAUAAAUAAAUAGUCAUAGGAGCAGGGACUUAAAACUGAGGUCUCUCCAGUCUCAGGUGCCUGUCCUAAUCACCCAGAUACAGAGUCAUUCACUCUCUUCUUUCCCUAUCCCAAAGACAUUUUGAUUUUUCAGAAGUGACCUUGAACCAAACCCAGCCCCCCCAACCACUUAUUGGUCCAGCUCCUGUUUAACACGAGGACUUAAAAAGCAAGUAUCAAUAUUAACUAUAACAGCACAGAGAGUACUGCUGCUAGAAUAACGUGCAUCUCUAUGAACUCUUACACACCCAUAACUUUUUAUUGUAAAUUUUUGAACAGUCUCCGUAUGACUAGUCCAAUAUUUUCAUAUAAAAACAAAUUGUAAUAAAUAAGUAUAAAAAUGUUUUAAAGUACUUUUUAUUGCAGUUUUAGAGCUCAGAUACAGUGCAGAACACUGGGUUAAAUGCAGCCAUUAUUCCUCUAUAUUAUUUAUUUGUAACAAUCAUUCCACAAGAGUGUCUUCCAUUGUUACACUUUCCCUAUUAGUUUUACAUUUCAGUCAAAUACGCUUGAAUACAAAGUCAACAUCUAAGAACAGUAAAAAAAAGUUUAACAGAACAGAAAAUGGAAAUUUUAUUGCCUCCUGAUUUUAUAUUUUACUUUUUAUCCUCAGAAAUAAUUCAAGAGCUAGCAUUUACAAAAUCGUAUUACCAAAAAAAAAUAAAAUAAAAUCAGGUGUGUGUCGUAAAAAAAUCAUAGGGCUUGACUCACUUCUGCGGACACAUUCACUGCCACAAGUCUUCAGUGCGGCCAAAUUUAAAGACCAGCCCUCU